AUGCCAAAUGCAGAAUUAACUAAAAAUAACCCUCCCAUCACAAACCAUCCACCCGCACACCAGAACAACCUGUCCAAUGGCACACAAACGGUCUCAAUACGCUUAGAAAUCAUGCCACAGGCCCAAAAACAAAGUAUACCAUACACGAUCUUUAAGUUCACUGCUACAGAAAACGAGACAUCUGCAACAUCCCUGGAGACCAACUCGCUACCCAAACCCCAAAUCCCAGCAAAAAGAAAUAAAGCCCAGACUCUUGCUAUCCAGAAGCAGAAAAGAGCAGCCAGCACGCGAAGCAUGAUCAACAAGAACCAUGCAAACUUGGUCGAGGGUGGUUUCACCUACAACAGAGACGAAGCUAUGACUCUCGCAGAAGAUCAACAGGAACGUGCCGCCUUUAAGGCCACCAUUGCUGACUUAACUGGAAGGUUGGAAAAACUGGUCGCCAACUACCAGUCAGUAAUGGAAAAGCUUAAUAGCUUACUCGCCAAGCACAACGUCAGCACUACCAGAGCGACCUUUGCACCCACUGGUAAAGACUUGCUGAUGGCAUCUAAGCAUGCCCCAAAAACCCUGAUGAACUAUGACAGCAGCAACAAUUGCACCCAAUGUGCCAACUGCAACCCCAUCAUUGACAACAGCAACAACAACAACAAAAGCAGCAAUAUCACUACAGGUAGCACUGCCACACCCACCCAGACUUCAUAUAUUACGCAAGCCAAGAAGGGCAUAGAUGCCAAACAGGCCAAGCAAUACAUCAAGUACCAGGAAAUGAGAAAAAUCCUCAGCUCUUUUAAGAUCCCCACCUCCCACAUCCUAGACAUCCAAUUCCCUGCCAGAGGGACAGUAGCUCUCCUCAUCAACGGGGAGUUCUGCAAAGAACUUAUCACAUUACUAGAAAAGGCCAAAGUGACCCCACUAGACAACUUUGAUCCCACCGCCACCGACGUGAUUGCCGAUCCCAAGUUGAAAGAAGAGUUCAUCGAGGCUGUCAUGAAGAUCUCGCAGAUCGCAGUCUCCGACUACCUGGAAGGCCGAAAAACUGACAGCACCAUCACCACAACUUUCCUGCCUGAGAGCGCCCCUGCUAUCCAGUGCCCUUGGACCCAGAUACACAACUUUGCCAUUCUAACGACGUCGCCAAAGCCAAUGGACGGCAUCUCACUACUUAUAAGGCCAGAUUUUCCUCAUCAUGUACACCCCCUUCCAAUCAUUAACCCCCACGUUGUAUCAUGUAGGAUCGAUCUCUAUACUAUACACUGCGUAUACCUCCCACCACGAUUGACAUCCUCUGAGUGUCAAGAGUGGCUGGCGCUGUUACCCAUUCACGACUUCACCAUUGUUUGUGGAGACUUCAAUGCUUGA
Molecule: messenger RNA, 1362 nt
Organism: Phycomyces blakesleeanus NRRL 1555(-)
Lineage: Eukaryota; Fungi; Mucoromycota; Mucoromycetes; Mucorales; Phycomycetaceae
Exons: 4
Coding region: 1-1362 (453 amino acids)
Source: RefSeq, a predicted model, not a curated record